CCCACGAAGGUGUUUGGGAACCCUUUGGGAUUUCAGGGGUGGUGCGAUGGGCCUUAUCCCGUCGGUUUUGGGUGCUAGUGACAUUUCCUCCUGCCUGUUAACUUUUUAAAAAUCCACCAGCCUCAGCUUCAAGUGUAGUGUUUUUGCUGCCAUUCCGCAAGCAGCAGCUAAAAGUGUCGUGAGCCUGCACUACACUUGCAGCAACCAGAGGAAAGAUUUAUGAGCCGUUCUGUGCCUUGGACAUAGGUAGCAGUACAUAAAUCUGAGGCAUUACAAUGGAUGACAAUAUUGAAAAACUUGUUCUGCAAGGCUGUUCUUGGGCAAGGCUGCCCACUCAUGUUAAAGAGUACCUGGGCCAGUCACAGAAGGAAUAUGAAAAGCAUGUGCUGGAUGUCAGCAUAAAAAACCAGCUUCGCCACAAGGGAAACCUUGUGCAGCGCGUGUUCCGGGAUGAGCCGGCCUACUACCGCCAGCUGGUGCAGUACAGCCAGCAGCACCUGAUGCUGUACCCGUACCACCUGGCCGACAUUGUGGUCAAGGGCCUGCGCCUCAGCCCAUUUGAGUACUACAUCAGUGUGGUGCAGCGGAUCAUGGAGCAGGAGCGCAGCUACGACUCGCUGCCGAACUUCACGGCCGCCGACUGCCUGCGACUGCUGGGCAUCGGACGCAACCAGUACAUCGAGCUGAUGAACCAGUGCCGCUCGGGCCUGAAGCAACGCAUGGCCUUCCGCAAGCGGUCGGUGCGGCCGCUGCUGCCGGCCAAGCCCGUGCCCGUGUUCAUCGACCCCAGCUGGCGGGUGGACGUCGGCCUGGUCAUGGAGGACGACAUCAAGGUGCUGUCCUCCGGCCAGAAGGCGCUGGUCGACCUGCUGAUCGACAACAAGUCUCAGCUGGUGGGUCAACUGGACCACGGCGUGGUGCACUCGCUCUACUCGAAGGGCCUGAUCUACGUGGUCGUGCCGGUGCACGACGACGAUCGGUUCUCGGUUCCACCGCUAGAGGGCUUCGUCAUGAACCGCGUCCUCGGAGACUACUUUGAAAAGCUGCUGUACAAAAUAUUCGUGUCCAUCGAUGAAAAGACGACGGUGGCUGAGCUGGCGGCCGUGCUACAGAUCGACCUGCAGCUGGUGAAGAACGCCGUCUCCGUCUACUGCCGGCUGGGGUUCGCGCGCAAGAAGGGCCCGCCGCCGGAGGAGCUGCACCCGUCCUGGCGUCACGUGGAGCGGCAGGUGUCAGCCGCGCCCGACUCCAUCCUCGCGACGCCGGCCACUCCCGCAUGCGAGGAGGAGGACGACCCGCUGAUUCGGGAACUGCAGGAGGCGCUGACUGAGCAGCGGCUGGAGGAGACGGACGGCCCCGCCGCCACCGCCGCCGAGCCGGCGCUCGCCGCCGACGAGGCCCGCCCGCCGGCCCGCCGCGUCGCUUUCCUCUUCGACUCCACGCUCACCGCCUUCCUCAUGAUGGGUAACCUCUCACCGGGCCUGAAGAACCACGCGGUGACCAUGUUCGAGGUGGGCAAGCUGCCGGACGAGUCGGUGGACUCGCUGCUGAUAGAGCUGGACAAGAUCACCACGGAGGAGAGUGAAGGCGAGGCCGAACGGUACUUCCUGCACGCGCUGGCACUCAAGCUGGUCAUACAGGUGCUGCGGUGCAACCCUCGGCUGCUGGAGCUGCCGCUGGACCUGGUCCGCUGCGAGAGUCUGCAGAGUCUAGAUCCGGCCACCUGCGGCCGCCUCCUCAACAAAAACUACCAGGUGCUGGUCUCGAUGUGUCCCCUGAGCAUGGAGAGCCGGGCGCUGGCCUCGGCCGAGCUGCCGCCGCACUUCGGCCCGGCUGUGCCGGAGGUCAACUCAGUAUGGCUGAAGCUGUACCUGUACCAUCUGACCGGCUCAGGACCGCCCUCAUUCUGCCUCACCAAAGGCAGCCGCCUGCGCUCGCUGCCGGAGCCGCUGGCGCCGUUCGAGCGGCUGCUGGUCACCACCUGGGGGCACGACCCGGUGGUGAUCCCGGCCAGCAACGCGCUGCUCACGCUCAACGACGCCCUCUCGCACUCGGCCGUGCUGGUGCAGGCGUUCGGCUGGAGCCAGGAGGGGCAGGUGCGGCACGUGACAUUCCCGCUGGAGCCGAGCGAGCGGCCACCGGCGGCCGUUGCCGCGCUCGGUCGCCACCUGGCGCUGGCCAGCUCGUGCGGAUUCGUCAAGCUGCUGCGUCUGCGGCCCCCGCGCCAGCCGGCGUCGGACGAGCCGCGGAACGGUCUGCGCAGCCGGGAGGCGGCGCGCCUCCUGCAGGAUGAGGUGGACCACGUGGCGGCGGCCGACCCCGCCCCCGCCGGCCGGACAGAGCAGGCCGACCGAACAGAGCAGGCCGAGCGGACAGGGAAGGUCGACCAAACAGAACAGGCCGACUGGACAAAACAGACCAUCCGGACAGAGCAGGACGGGGACGACGACUGGGUGCUUCUGGGCUGCUUCUUCGGCCUACCGCUGUUUGACCUGGCACUGUGUCGCCAGGUCAGCCGGAGCAUGGUCGAGGGUGACAUGUUCCGGCCCGAGAGCCUGCAGCGGCUGGCAGAAUUCAACGAGUCGUUCGGCGAAGGACUUCUAGAGUUCAUGUUUCAUUACCAGGCGGCAGCAGGGGCGACCACCAGCUGUUCGUCCGGUGUCCGUCUGCCCACGCAGAGUCUCGCCUUCUUCGACGGCGAGCUGACCACGUGGCCUAACACGUGACGCGUGACGUGACGUCUGGCGAUCGAGUGAGGUGGCGUCCGCCGUGAGCGGCCGCAGCAGGGGCCAGGAAGCCCGCGCCGCCGGCCGGGCGUGUUCCGCCGUCGUGCACCCGAGAUGCGCUGUCGGCAGGGUUGUGCCUGAUGUCGAUUACAGAGUGGCUUUACCUUACCAUGGACACAGGUGUGUAUGUGUGCAAUCAAUUAGGGAGUGUCACAUAUUGUACUAGUUUUAAUUGAUUGUGAACAAAGUGCGGUAUAUGUGUGUAAGUCAUGCGGGGUACUUACUUCCAUACACUUAUUCUGCCAUAGCCGAAAAUCCUGUUACAUGCUUUUGUCUGUGAUGAGUGUGCUACAUAUGCUAUGGAAUAUGGGUGCCUGGUGGGAGUGUUUCCAUUCCAAAUUAUCCUGGGCUGUGCGUUUCACUGCAGCAUUCCUGGCUGCUCUAUAGCAUUUAUCGUCGCGGCGUCUGUUGUCUGCGUGAUAUAUUUUGUGGGCCAAGAUGUCGUUAUCUUACACAGCGACAAGAGUGAGGACCGCUGUUUUAAUACAAACCGCAGGGACAGAAAAGGUAAAUCUUUAACUCACUGGUGGACCAUUGCCGGGCCAAUGUUUGGAACGAAAGUGAGACGUGGGGACCUAUUAAUACACAAAGCGGGUAUGCACCCUGCGGUCUCA
Molecule: messenger RNA, 3400 nt
Organism: Pollicipes pollicipes
Lineage: Eukaryota; Metazoa; Arthropoda; Thecostraca; Pollicipedomorpha; Pollicipedidae
Product: protein FAM91A1
Exons: 17
Coding region: 276-2726 (816 amino acids)
Source: RefSeq, a predicted model, not a curated record